CCCUAACAUUCAAUACCCACAAUUAUAAAUUACCACAAUCUCAGUUCACUCACACUUCAUACAUUGCUCACUUGCGCCCUCUGUUUCUUCUUUUUUCUUCUCUUUCUAGUUGUUGAUAUAUUUUCCACUUGAUCUCUUUCAAGAAAAAGAUAAUGGCGAAAAAUGUAGCUCAGUCUUCCCUGGAAAGAAAUGGGUUGGCCUCACUGGAUCAGAGACUUGCCAUGGCAAAGAAAUGCUCUUAUGAGGGCGUGAUGGCUGGAGCAAAGGCAGCUGUUGUUGCAGGCUUUGCAACUGCAGUUCCUACAAUUGCCAGCGUGAGAAUGCUGCCAUGGGCCAGAACCAACCUUAAUCCCACUGCACAGGCACUCAUCAUCUCCACUGUGGCAGGUGCUGCCUACUUCAUAGUUGCAGACAAGACGGUUUUGGCAUCUGCAAGAAAGAACUCCUUCAAUAAGUCUAACAUGGAAGUUUAACUAAUUCUCUACAAUUAACUACUACUUCAUAGUUGCAGACAUGCUUGUAUAUCCCCACUCCCUCUCCUCCUUUUGUAUAUUCUUCCUCGUCUUAAUACAAUUAUUUAUUCAUCAAAAAAAAAAAAAAAAAAAAAAAAAAAGAA
Molecule: messenger RNA, 616 nt
Organism: Macadamia integrifolia
Lineage: Eukaryota; Viridiplantae; Streptophyta; Magnoliopsida; Proteales; Proteaceae
Product: early nodulin-93-like
Exons: 4
Coding region: 153-473 (106 amino acids)
Source: RefSeq, a predicted model, not a curated record